Messenger RNA from Neltuma alba, 1863 nucleotides. RefSeq names its product very-long-chain aldehyde decarbonylase CER1-like. Gene Ontology annotation, molecular function: iron ion binding; oxidoreductase activity. The transcript is spliced from 10 exons. The record is from RefSeq and is a predicted model, not a curated record. The coding region runs from base 1 to 1863 and encodes 620 amino acids. Gene Ontology annotation, biological process: lipid biosynthetic process. Lineage: Eukaryota; Viridiplantae; Streptophyta; Magnoliopsida; Fabales; Fabaceae.
AUGGCGACAAAACCAGGCAUUCUCUCAGAUUGGCCUUGGAAACCUCUUGGCAGCUUCAAGUACCUGAUAUUGGUCCCAUGGGUUAGCCAUAGCCUGUACUCUGUCACGUGCAGUGAGCGUGACCCAUAUUACUUUCUGAUAUUCCCAUUUCUGUUGGUGAGAAUUCUACACAUUCUGAUCUGGAAUUCUGUUUCUCGCUAUCAAACUGCUAAAGGCACCAACAGGAUCGUUGAUAAAGGCCUUGAGUUCGACCAAGUUGACAGAGAAAGCAACUGGGAUGACCAGAUCUUAUUAUCUGGACUUGUUUUAUACCUAAUUUACAUGUUAUUUCCUGAGGCUUCUGGUCACUUACCAUAUUGGAGAACAAAUGGUAUAGUUCUUACAGCUUUAUUGCAUGCUGGUCCAGUGGAGUUUCUUUAUUAUUGGCUUCACAGAGCUCUUCAUCACCAUUUCCUCUAUUCUCGUUACCAUUCUCACCAUCAUUCUUCCAUUGUCACUGAGCCCAUUACUUCUGUGAUUCAUCCAUUUUCUGAACUCGUCUCAUAUUUCACGAUAUUCUUAAUACCAAUAGUUACACUACUGUCGACAAGAACAGCCUCCAUAGCAUCCGUAUUUGGUUACAUGUUUUAUAUCGAUUUCAUGAACUACAUUGGACAUUGCAACUUUGAGUUCUUCCCAGAGAAGCUUUUCGCUCUCUUUCCCUGGCUCAAGUAUUUCUGCUACACGCCAUCGUUUCAUUCGUUGCAUCACACCAAAUUUAGGACAAAUUACUCUCUAUUCUUGCCAAUAUAUGAUUACAUGUAUGGCACAGUGGAUGAAUCCACGGAUGAAACUUUUGAAGCAUGUCUGAAGAGACCAAAGGAUUCCCCAGAUGUGGUUUACUUGACCCACCUAACAACGUCGGACUCUAUCUAUCAUCUUCCAUUAGGGUUUGCUUCUUUAGCCUCAAACCCUCAAACCUCAAAAUGGUAUCUUCGUUUGAUGUGGCCCUUCACUUUUGUUCUUAACCUAAUGGCUUGGAUAUAUGGUCAUACCUUUGUCUCUGAAAGGAACACUUUGGAAAAGCUUAAUUUUCAAUCAUGGGUGGUACCAAGAUUUACAAAACAAUAUCUCUCAAAAAGGCAAAGGAAAAGACUGAACAAGAUCAUCGAAGGGGCUAUUCUUGAGGCUGAUUCGUCUGGCGUUAAGGUGCUCAGUCUAGGGCUUCUUAAUCAGAAAGAAGAGCUGAAUGCACAUGGUGAAUUAUAUAUUCAAAAGUUUCCAAAACUAAAGGUAAAGAUUGUAGAUGGAAGUAGCUUAGCCGCUGCUAUUGUUGUGAAUAGCAUUCCCAAAGGUACAAGUCAGGUGCUUCUGCGUGGCAACUUUGAUAAGGUUUCCUUCUCUAUAGCCAAGUAUUUGUGUGAGGCAAAUGUGCAGGUGACUACGUUAUAUCAAGAAGAGUUAACGAAGCUUCUUCUGGGACUCAACACAAACCCUAAAGAAAGCUUUGCCCUUUCAACAGCUUCUUAUGAGAAGAAGAUAUGGUUGGUGGGAGAUGGAUGGAACGAAGAUGAACAGAUGAAAGCACUAGAAGGCUCAUUAUUCAUUCCAUUUUCUCAAUUCCCUCCAAAGAAAAAGCGAAAAGAUUGCUUCUACCACUAUACUCCUGCAAUGAGGGUCCCUCCGUCAAUCAAGAACAUGUAUUCUUGUGAGAAUUGGCUUCCAAGAAAGGCAAUGAGUGCUUGGCGCAUAGCUGGAAUAGUACAUGCCUUGGAAGGAUGGAACGUACAUGAGUAUGGCUCCACAACUUUUAGUCUCCAUAAAAUAUGGGAUGCAGCUAUUCAUCAUGGUUUCCAACCUUUGGACACUCCAUGUACGAACUGA